Esox lucius (northern pike) is the source of this 3131-nucleotide messenger RNA. It is a transcript of the gene waslb, whose product is annotated as WASP like actin nucleation promoting factor b. The record is from RefSeq and is a predicted model, not a curated record. Gene Ontology annotation, biological process: actin filament organization. NCBI's taxonomy places the organism in Eukaryota, Metazoa, Chordata, Actinopteri, Esociformes, Esocidae. Gene Ontology annotation, molecular function: actin binding. The transcript has 11 exons. The coding region runs from base 472 to 2034 and encodes 520 amino acids.
UUAAAUGUUUUUAAUAUACAAAUAGUUCAUUGUUUGGGAUAUAUUAAGUGUAACACUUCCAUGAAUGCUCCUAAUUAUGUAGUCAUCCAUUUUAAAAGCACGUACCCCCCUGCUCUUUUUUUGGUUUGUUCCUAGAGACUGCCAUGUUGGAUUCAGCCACAGAUCUGAUUCUGCAAUUGUGCUCGCAUUGGAGUUCUGAUGAAAGUUUAGUGGGCAUCUACCGUCUUCAACACGUAUCGGGAAUUUUGUUUCGGAUUGAAGAAGGACCUUGCCUUUUCUUUUGACGUAGCAAAAAUAUUAUAAUACUACAGCUGUUUGUACCGGGUCGUAAACAGACCUGCACCGAUGUGAGGGUCGGGUGGCAGGCCAUGGGAGAUCAAUGUCAAUGACUGUUUAUUGUAUCGUGUGGGUUUCAUACAACGACCAAUCGGAAUCAUAACACACAUUUUGACCUUUGGGUGACUAUCAAUAAUGAGUGGACAUCCGCCGCAAAGACGGCCCACUAAUGUUGGAUCCAUUCUCCUAACCCAACAAGAGAACGACUGUAUCUACAAUUACCUUGGCAGGAAAUGCAUCUCGCUGUCUUCUGCGGUGGUACAGGUGUAUUCGGCCGAAAGGAACUCAGCCUGGAACAAGAGAUGCUGUGGCGUGGCCUGUCUGGUCAAAGACAACCCGGCGCGAUCCUACUUCAUCCGGGUGUUCGACAUCAAGGAUGGUAAAACCAUGUUCGAGCAGGAGCUAUACAACAACUUCACAAUCAGUGCUUCCCGAUCUUACUUCAUCACAUUCGCAGGAGACUCGUGCCAGAUUGGGCUGAACUUUGCCAGCGAGGAGGAGGCCAAACGUUUCCGUGCUGCCAUGGGAGAGCUGCUCGGGAGGCGACAGAAAAAAUCUGAAAAAAGACGUGACCCUCCCGGUCCAAAUGGCCCUGCCCUGCCCAUGGCCACAGUGGACAUCAAGAACCCAGAGAUCAACAAUGUGACACGGUUCCACACCAAACCCCAAAUGAACAGCAUAGUGAGCAGCAGCUUCAACAACAAGAAGGAGAAGAAGGUGAAGGGGAAGAAGGGCAAGAAGCUCACCAAGGCAGACAUAGGAACGCCCAGCAACUUCCAGCAUGUUGGCCACGUCGGCUGGGACCCGAACACAGGCUUCGAUUUGAAUAACCUGGACCCAGAGCUGAAGCACCUGUUUGAUAUGUGUGGCAUCUCUGAAGCACAGCUGAAGGACAAGGAGACCUCCAAGGUCAUCUAUGACUUCAUCGAGAAGAAGGGAGGGGUGGAGGCCGUCAAGAACGAGCUCCGGAGACAAGCUCCCCCACCCCCUCCCUCCCGAGGUGGCCCAGCAGGCGGUCCUGCUCCACCCCCUCCUCCUCCCCACACCUCCGGCCCCCCUCCACCACCGCCUCCGCCCAUCAGGGGCCGGGGCGCGCCUCCACCUCCUCCCCCCUCCAGAGCGCCCACCUCGGCUCCCCCACCCCCUCCCCCCUCCAGACUGGGCAUGGGAGCCCCCCCGCCUCCCCCUCCGACCAGGGGUCCUGUACCCCCUCCUCCCCAGCCCUCGCAUGCCUCCCUGGCUCCCCAGGCCCCGCCUCCUCCCCCGCCUCCCUCCUCCGCCCCAGCAGGCAUGGGUUCUGGAGCGCCUCCCCCACCGCCUCCUCCUCCCCCGCCUCCCGGGCCUCCUCCUCCACCCAUUCUGCCAGAAGCUGAUGGCGGGGGAGGUGCAGGCAAGCCUUCGGCCCUGCUGAGCCAAAUCCGUGAAGGGGCCCAGCUGAAGAAGGUUGACCAGAAGGAAAGGCCUGUUUCCACCAACACGGGACGGGACGGCCUCCUAGAACAGAUACGACAGGGCAAACAGCUAAAGGCUGUUACCGACACCCCAGAGUCAGGAGGACCUCCCACCCCUUCAGCAGGUAUCGUCGGAGCUCUGAUGGAAGUGAUGCAGAAGAGGAGCAAAGCCAUCCACUCUUCAGAUGAUGACGAUGAUGAUGAUGAGGAAGAAGACUUUGAGGAUGACGAUGAAUGGGAUGACUAAUGACGCACAGCCCCUGUACCUUGGAUGAUUACGAUGACACUAAAUUGUUCCUAAAUUGUCUUUCUAAAUCGUAUUUGAAUUAUAAUGUAAAUGUUUUAUCAAUUUGCUGUAUAUUUUUGUUGCCUUUAUGCUUUUUUUUAUUAAUCUGUGCAAUACCUCAUUUAAUCUGUAAAGGUUUGUCAUGUUAUCUUUCUGUAAAGUUUUUCUUUUCUCUCGUGGGUUACCAUGUGCAAUUUUACAUCAAGUUUUUCUUGAUCUGUAGAGUUGAAUAAUUUCUUUUGGGGGGUGGGGGUGUUCAGUGAUUAGAGGGAGAACAAACAAACUGACAAUUCCUUCAUGUUGUGAUUUGUUAAAAAUCGAGAAACACUAUUUUCAUACCGUUACUUCUCUCGUACUUUAUUUUUACUUAAAGAUCCUAGUUUAGCACUCUUAUUUUCUUAAGAAAUCAGCUCUUUUGGAAUAUCUAGCCCCACUUGUUGUCAAUUGUAAAUUUACAGAGUUUGAGUAUUUUUGCACAAAUCAAAAAGAGGAGACUCAUUAAGCGAAUACAGAGCAGUAUAUCUGCAACAUUAUGCUUUAAAGGCUACCAGAUAUCACUUACAUUAUCCAAAACUGUCAACCCUUAUCCUAUACAUGCCUGUCAUAGUCACACUGUGAACUACGAACUAAACUACAAACCGUUAUCAAAGAAACAUGAUGGUUUUAACUUUUUUUUUUUUUUUUUUACAGUAGCAAUCUGUCUGCUAUAGUUAUGUUUGAAUCAGGUCAGCGAUGAUGCAAAUUUCCAGGAUGAUUUGCAGUUUUUCAGCUUACUGUGACAUGCCUGGUUUAAAGGCUUAUUGUCCCAUUAAGAUGUCUUACUAAUGAACUGUCAUUCCAGAAUCCAUGAACUACACUAACCCUUGGCUGUCAACACUAACUUACUCCCUGUGAAGAGAAACCAACGCCAGUUUGAACUAUCAGUCUCUUGGUUUUCAUGGUUAGUGAAACUUGAGUUACCAGGAUAUAUGGACCUCAAACCUUCAGAAAUUAGGUCAGAAGGAUAAUGGACUAUUAAAGUGUACACUCAAAUAAAUAAAUGGUAAUAUUUACAGAGA